AUGGCUAAUAUGCAAAAUCUUGUAGAAAGAUUGGAGAAAGCAGUGGGCCGCUUGGAGGCUGUAUCCCAAGUCUCCGACAUGCACCGUGGACAUGGAGACAGUUCUUCAAAAGCAGGAGUAGCUCCACAUGUACAGGCAUUUGACUCGUUGCUUGCCGGUCCAGUGGCAGAGUACCUGAAGAUCAGUAAAGAGAUUGGAGGAGAUGUGCAGAAACAUGCAGAGAUGGUCCACACAGGUCUGAAGUUGGAACGAGCUCUCCUGGUUACAGCCUCUCAGUGCCAGCAACCAACAAGCAAUAAACUUUCUGAAUUGUUGACACCCAUCUCAGAGCAGAUCCAAGAAGUGAUAACUUUUCGGGAGAAGAACCGAGGCAGCAAGUUGUUCAAUCACCUGUCAGCUAUCAGCGAAAGCAUCCAAGCCCUGGGUUGGGUAGCUAUGGCUCCCAAGCCUGGUCCCUACGUGAAAGAACUGAAUGACGCUGCCACAUUUUAUACAAACCGAGUCCUCAAGGAGUACAAAGAUGUGGAUAAGAAGCAUGUGGACUGGGUCAAAGCUUACUUGAGUAUAUGGACAGAACUGCAGGCUUACAUUAAGGAGUUCCAUACCACUGGACUGACCUGGAGUAAAACGGGGCCUGUAGCUAAAGAACUGAGUGGAUUGCCAUCUGGACCCUCCGCUGGAUCAGGUCCUCCUCCCCCCCCACCGGGCCCGCCUCCCCCACCAGUUCCCACCACUUCCGGCUCAGAGGACUCCGCUUCACGCUCAGCACUGUUUGCCCAGAUUAAUCAGGGGGAGAGCAUCACACAUGCCCUGAAACAUGUAUCUGAUGACAUGAAGACUCACAAAAACCCCGCCUUGAAAACUCAGACCGGUCCUGUUCGCAGUGGCCCCAAACCAUUCUCUGCACCUAAACCAGGAGUCAGUCCCUCACCCAAACCAGCUGCAAAGAAGGAGCCAGCUCUACUGGAACUGGAGGGCAAGAAGUGGAGAGUGGAAAAUCAAGAGAAUGUUUCCAACUUGGUGAUUGAGGAUACAGAGCUGAAACAGGUGGCUUACAUUUACAAGUGUACCAAUACAACAUUGCAAAUCAAGGGCAAAAUUAAUUCCAUUACACUUACUACACAGGUGGGCAAGCCACAGACAAAUCUGCCUCAAGAUGUCAAUUAA
Chrysochloris asiatica (Cape golden mole) is the source of this 1167-nucleotide messenger RNA. It is a transcript of the gene CAP1, whose product is annotated as CAP, adenylate cyclase-associated protein 1 (yeast). Gene Ontology annotation, cellular component: cytoplasm. NCBI's taxonomy places the organism in Eukaryota, Metazoa, Chordata, Mammalia, Afrosoricida, Chrysochloridae. Bases 1 to 1167 code for a protein of 388 amino acids. The transcript is spliced from 10 exons. Gene Ontology annotation, biological process: cytoskeleton organization; regulation of adenylate cyclase activity; cell morphogenesis. Gene Ontology annotation, molecular function: actin binding; adenylate cyclase binding. The record is from RefSeq and is a predicted model, not a curated record.